CUUGAGGAUGAGUUCAUCAACUACCUUGUGCCUCUGCUCCAACUCCUACUCUUCCCCUCCAACUAUCAAAUUUAUAUUCAAAUUUCCCUCCAAAUCCCAACAUUCCUCUCUCUCAAUGCUCGGAUUUGGCGCCAAAGGCCUCAAAAUUUCCUCUGCCUUCAUCACCAACCAAGGUUCAGAGAAAAUUGGCCGUUGCAAUUUGAAUAAGAGGAGAGAACUGCUUUUUACGGCCACGCUUCCGUUUAUUCUGCCUUUGCAUGAAUUUGUUGUGGAACUUGAUGCUAAAGCGAUAGAGUCAGGUACAAGUGAGUAUGUGCUUAUGAAAGAAGCGGUUACGAAGGUAAUCUCAAAGGGCAAGGCGGCUGGUGUACUUCGUCUUGCAUUUCAUGAUGCAGGAACAUUUGAAAUGGAUGAGAAUUCAGGUGGUAUGAAUGGUUCUAUAGUUUACGAACUUGAAAGAACUGAAAAUGCAGGCCUUAAAAAGUCGUUGAAGGUUCUAGAGAAAGCAAAGAAUGAAGUGGACGCAAAACAGCCAGUAUCAUGGGCAGACAUGAUUGCUGUGGGUGGGGCUGUUGCAGUUUCAGUUUGUGGAGGUCCAACAAUCCCAGUUUCCCUGGGCAGAGUAGAUUCGACGGUGGGCGAUCCAGAAGGAAAACUUCCUCAAGAAUCUCUGGAUGCUUCUGGUUUAAAGAAAUGCUUUCAAAAAAAAGGCUUCUCAACACAAGAACUUGUUGCUUUAUCUGGAGCCCAUACUCUUGGAAGUAAAGGUUUUGGAAAUCCAGUUGUCUUUGACAAUUCAUACUAUAAAAUUCUUUUGGAAAAACCAUGGCAAUCCACUUCUGGUAUGUCGAGCAUGAUUGGACUCCCUUCAGAUCGUGCACUUGUUGAGGAUGAUGAAUGCUUGAGAUGGAUCACAAAGUAUGCUGACAAUCAGAAUGUCUUCUUUGAAGAUUUCAAGAACGCUUACAUUAAACUAGUGAACUCUGGUGCAAGUUGGAAACGCUUGUGAUAAUAUUUUAUUUACUGAAUAUACUUACAGGAAAGGGAAGUCUCCAUAUUUGAUCAUGAAUUGUAAUUAUGAUUCUUUCCUUCUUAUUAGAUUUUAUAUUUUUCUGAAGUGCUUAAAUGGGGCUUUGAUGAUAUUCAAACGGGCCUAGCUUUGCAACCAAUUGAUAAUUUACUUGAA
Pistacia vera is the source of this 1186-nucleotide messenger RNA. RefSeq names its product putative L-ascorbate peroxidase 6. Lineage: Eukaryota; Viridiplantae; Streptophyta; Magnoliopsida; Sapindales; Anacardiaceae. Gene Ontology annotation, molecular function: heme binding; peroxidase activity. The record is from RefSeq and is a predicted model, not a curated record. Gene Ontology annotation, biological process: hydrogen peroxide catabolic process; response to reactive oxygen species; cellular response to oxidative stress. The transcript has 10 exons. Bases 8 to 1009 code for a protein of 333 amino acids.